Messenger RNA from Babesia bigemina, 2578 nucleotides. RefSeq lists its product as hypothetical. NCBI's taxonomy places the organism in Eukaryota, Apicomplexa, Aconoidasida, Piroplasmida, Babesiidae. The record is from RefSeq and is a predicted model, not a curated record. The annotation marks the transcript as partial. The transcript has a single exon.
AUGGCGGCGCGAAAAGGCGGGAUCAUCCUCACUAGUCUCAACGACUGUUUUAGGUUCCUGUAUUGGUUGAACAAGGACGGAAAAGGGAAGGAGAUGCACAGGGAAUUAGCUGGGAGACUUCAUGAUCGUCUUGCAAAAUAUUAUAAUAAUCCUGAUCAAAGUAAAAUCGAAUCGUCAUUGUCUACCUUCCUCGGUCACGUAGAUACAUUUUAUAAGAAAUUGGUGAAUGAUCACAUUCCUGAAGAGACACUUCAAUCUGGAGCCUCGAUGUCCCGUGAUUCGGAAAUAAGAGACGCAGAUUUACUGGUCGAUGCUUUGUUGGAAUGCCUCCCCAAGUUCUUAGCUGCCAUAUACUUUUUGUGGUACAAUGUAUCUUACAGGUUCAAAAAAGUGGGCGGAUCAAAGUGGGCGGAUUUGUGUCCAGGGGCAAUAUCUGCUAGUUGGUUUUACAAGAGUUCUGGUGGCGAUCUUGAUCAGUAUUUAAUAUCGAAUAGACUUGACGACUACGGUGGCCUUAUACCCGGAGGGUUCGGUUCAUAUGAGUUGAGGUAUGGCUGGUAUUACAGUGGCUAUGAACAGGGUUAUAAAAUGUCCAGUGACCUUGCUAAGAUUUUUGGAAAAGACGGUGGGCUGUUGUUUCGUGACGUUUUCGCCACUUCCGUGUUGUACGAAACAUAUGGAAUCGCUAAGCAGAACACUGCAAAUGCUCUUGCAUUGGUAAACAAGUUUUGCGAGAUUGUGGGAAAAGAGGCAAAGAACAAUAAUGGCGGAACGUUGAAAGCAAAAUUGGACGAAGAAAUUAUAAAAAAAAGAAAGUGUUCCAUAAAUUGGGAAUCUUUAAAACUUCAUUGUGAACAUCUUCAACAACAAUUAGGCAAAAUUUUCAACGAGGGAGCCUUUUCUUUCACGGGCUAUGGAAGGGGUAUUGAAGAGCUUAAAACGACUGAAUUUGCUCAGCAAACUGCGGAGUGGUUGAGAAAUAAUUUACAUGAAGUGAUGAGGAAAUUGGAUAACAUCGAAGUUUUUAGGAGCAAAUAUGAUAAUUUCGAUAUGUCCGCUUAUAGCAAAAACAGCUAUCUGCUCACGCAAUAUUACGACGACCUCGGACCGCAUUUCACCAAAAAUCUCUUUCCCUACGGUUUCACAUUUUAUAGCACCACAUUUGGAGCAUCGGCCGCGCCGUAUUAUAAUUUGAGACACGACUGGGAAAGUGUAAUCAAGACGCUUAGUGGCAGCGAUGAAAAUGGUGGGCUAAAAAAGCUUAAAACGAUUUUGGAUGGUGAGAAAUGUACUCCAGCUCCGCCUCCAAAACCACGACCUAGGCCGGCGCCUGCGCCUAGGCCCCCGAGACCUGCCAGACCUGCGCCACCACCCAAGCCCACAACAGGUAACUCAUCCGGAGCUCAAGGUUUCAGAGGAGCCGGAGGGAAUCGAAAUAGCGGAAAUGGCGGCCAGAUGGAGUCUGGUGCGAGACGGGUAAAAGGAAGUGGAGGGGCAGGGUAUCGCAGGGGAAGUGGCGCCCAACGUAGCGCCACUCAAGUGAAAUCAGUGGCUCAGAGUCGUACAGCUUCCAGGCUUUCCCAUGUUCAAGCUUCAUCAGCUCAAAAAGCUGCUCAACCUCAAAAUGCUGAUAACUCUUCCAGUCAACAAGUGGCGGGACCUCAACAGCUCGUAGAAAUUAAAGCGCCUCCAGCGCCAAGUGUUUCAGUGAGUCGAAAUCAUGCUACAUCGUCGACAACAACAGUUCAAGAGCCUGACAUUCCAUCUGUCAGUCCCCAAGAAAAACCAGGCCAUAUCGCCUCAUCUCAUACUCCCGCUACUCCUGGGCGCAGCGGCACCUCCGGUGAUUCAAAUGACCAGGCGCGUAGUUCAAAUCCUUUUGUUCAACCAGGUGUGUCGGUGUCUUCUUCUGUAUCGAACCCCCCGAAUGGUCAAACCUUGCCGACCGAUAGAGUUGUCUCGAGUGCCGCUGCUAUACAUCCCACAACUCAUCGAGCUGCUUCGGAUGGCGGUGAUGGCAUAGGAGGGAAUGGUACGGCAGGGGAGAUGGGUAGUACUGGGGGAUCAGAUUCUACAGGUAGUUCUACGUCCCUACCGCACCCUCCUCCCCCAGCACAGCUAGAACCCUUACCUGCUAGCCACGAUGUUACUGCAGUUCCUGAACUACCCAAGGAAGUGGUUCCGGAGAAGAAAGUUACCGUUAUUAAAGCGCCAGAGCCUAUUACGCCUAAAAUAGCUGAAGGAACUAAUAAACUUGAGGGUACACCCAUCCACGGCGGCACACUUGGAGUAAAUCCGAUGCAGGACAAUAAUCAAAAUACGGAAAAGUCUCCCAGCCCGGUAGUUGUAACCUCUGUUCAAGUUGUGUCUCCUGGUAGCGAUCAUCAGAACCCGCAAGGGUCUGAAGCUGAUCAAAGCCCUCAUGCAGUUGGUGGUAACGAUUCUGUUGCAUCUUCUGACUCAUCAGUUCAAGAUCCUGUUCUGACGCAACAGCAUGUUACUCAAUCGACGUAUAUGUCUCAAUCCCCGAGCUCUCCCUCCAGUGCUGCACACCGAAGUACUGCGCAGGCUCACUUUU